AUGGCGGCGCCGUCCUCGGCCACAGACACUGGCAUCAUUUCGCUUCGAGACUUGAUUGACUUCAUUGCUCACGUUGCAGACUGCUAUCCGGAUAUCACGAAGGGGUUUCCGCAGGAAUUGAUCGAGAUCCUGUCGCUGCAUCACGCAGUAUUGGACCCAGACCUGAGAGAGAAAGUCGUGACGAGUUUGGUCUUGCUGAAAAGGAAGGACAUUAUUGAUUCAGCUACUCUUUUGCAAACCCUCUUUCCCAUACUCGUGUCAACGCUCAGCAAAACGCUGCGGGCUUUGCUAUUUCAAAAGAUCAUUUCCGACCUACGCACAUCGAAUUCGAAGAGUACCAAUCACAAGUUGAACAAGACGAUCCAGACUGUCCUUUUCAACCUCGUCACCUCCGACCGAACCUCUACAAAAGCUCUAUGGGCGAUCAAAAUCACAAGGGAGCUCUGGAAGCGGCAAAUAUGGGCCGACGCGAAAACCGUAGAGAUUAUGAAGGAAGCAUCGUUAGCGGAUAAUGAGAAAGUCGUAGUUGGGGGUGUACGCUUCUUUCUCGGUGGCGAUAAAGAGCGGGAGGAGCUGGAAGACGAAAGCAGUGACGAAGAGGCCAUGGAUGUAGCGCGUGUGCGCCACCAAGUUGGAAUCAACAAGAAAAGCAAGAAGAAGGCCCGGCAGGUGGAUAAAGCAAUCGCGACAGUCAAGAAAAAGGAGCGGAAGAAGAAUCAGCCACAUCCGUUGAAUUUUUCGGCCCUCCAUCUCCUUCACGAUCCCCAGGGGUUUGCGGAAACCCUUUUUCAGAAGCACCUCCAGAACACGAAAUCGAAGCUGAAUUUGGAGCAGAAGCUCCUUGUUUUGCAACUUGUCUCGCGGCUUGUCGGCCUACACAAACUCACGGUCAUCCAGCUGUAUUCUUAUUUCCUGAAAUACUUAACCCCGAAGCAACCCUCUGUCACUUCAUUCCUCGCAUCUCUCGCCCAGUCUACCCAUUCCCUGGUACCCCCUGAUGUUCUCGAGCCCUUGGUAAUGAAGAUUGCGAACGAGUUCGUUUCAGAAGCAGCGGCUGCCCAGGUUGCAUCUGCCGGUCUGAACGCCAUCCGAGAAAUAUGUGUCAGACAACCGCUUGCAAUGAAUGAUACCUUACUUCAAGACCUUGUCAUGUACAAGAAGAGUAAGGAUAAAGGAGUCAUGAUGGCGGCAAAAGGACUCCUAGGACUCUAUCGGGAAGUGGGUGCAAGCUUGCUGAAAAAGAGAGACCGAGGAAAAGAUGCAAGCAUUGCAUUGAAAGCUGGUGAUCGCAAGGAGAAAAGGUAUGGUGAAGAGGAAGUCGGUGAAAUUGAAGGCAUCGAAUUACUAGAACAGUGGAAAGAAGAAGAAAGAAGAAAAAGGAGGAGAGAAAAGGGUUUGCCGUCCGACGGAGAAAGUGGCGAUGAAGAAUCAGAAAAUGAUGACUGGGCUGCUUGGGAUGUUGAAGAGGAUGAUAGUGACGACUCUGGAGGCUGGAUCGACGUCCAAAGCGAUGCAGAGAUUGAAGUCAGUGACUCUGAAGACGAAACCCCUGCAACGAAGAAGCAGAAGAUGGGAGACGAGAUAAGCGGAGACGCGGAGAGUACGUCGACUCGCCCGAAGUCGGAAGAACCUACAAAUAAGGUGUCGAAACUGGCAACGACAAAGGUCUUGACUCCGGCAGACCUUGCGAAACUUGCAGAGCUGCGUGCUGCGGCGGGUGUUUCGGCCCUGGUCAACGGAAGCAAGCCUGGGGCGCGAAAGCAAGCUGUCACAAACGCUGCCAGGCAUAUCGAUGACCCACUGACAGCCGCGGAAAUUGAAGGCCUGGCCGCCCUCUCUGUUGGCAAAGCAACUCGAGAGGAGAAAAUUGCGCGCAUGAAUGAGAAUAAGAGUGACAGGUCCGAGUUCAAGAGCAAAAUGCAGCGAAAGAAGGAGAAGAAAGAAUCUCAGGGCAAAAGUACCACCAACAAGGAGAAAGCAAGGAAGAAGAACUUCCUUAUGACACUGGGCAAGGCAAAAUCCAAGAACAAACGGAGUCUGGUGGAAACGAGGGCUGUUCUUCGGGCGCAUCAGGAACGAUCCAAAAGGGGCGGCAGGAGAGGUAACAAGUAG
Uncinocarpus reesii 1704 is the source of this 2112-nucleotide messenger RNA. RefSeq lists its product as uncharacterized. Gene Ontology annotation, cellular component: nucleolus. The coding region runs from base 1 to 2112 and encodes 703 amino acids. Gene Ontology annotation, biological process: ribosomal large subunit biogenesis; ribosomal large subunit export from nucleus. Lineage: Eukaryota; Fungi; Ascomycota; Eurotiomycetes; Onygenales; Onygenaceae. The record is from RefSeq and is a predicted model, not a curated record. The transcript has 2 exons.